Molecule: messenger RNA, 703 nt
Organism: Marchantia polymorpha subsp. ruderalis
Lineage: Eukaryota; Viridiplantae; Streptophyta; Marchantiopsida; Marchantiales; Marchantiaceae
Source: the annotation of a GenBank genome assembly
GAACCCCCGCGACGCUGGCAUGGCGCGCGCCGUCUGUCUAAGGUGGGGAAGGACGGUCGCGCCGGGGUUGAUCCGGGCGGCGCGACCCGCUUCCACCCUUCGGCGUAAAAGGGUGGUCGUCAUCGUGACCUCCGGAGGCGCAUCGAAGGGCGCGCGUGACUCGAAGGAAAUCAUUGCGCUCGGCACCAGCUUCCACGGACGCUCACUCACUCCACGUGAGUGAGCCGCGACGAAGGACUUUGCUUACGGUCGAGGGACGACUUUUCAGCUUUUAACUGAAGCCUCUGCUUUCCGAUAGCGAGCGGCUCACCGGUGGUGCCCUGCUGCAGAUCUGGGUUUCGGGUCGACGGUCCCGGUCGUCGAGGCCGGUCUCUGCGACGACCGACGGAUCUGCUGUGCCGUCGCGACAUAUUCGCGUCAACUACUGGUGCCUGAUCUUCGCCGACUUAGAGACCCAGUUCGCAUGGUAGACGGGGGCAACCUUCGGGAAAUCAGACUCUGAAGUGUUUAAUUUGCACAUCAAAGAGAUAUUUUAAUCGUUUCCAUGACUAGAAGUGAUCGAACAGAGAAAGGAAUUCAGGUUCCGGAGAUCUGAAUGAACAAUAGAACAUGGUGGCCGAAGUCCAUUUCUGAUGCUUCACUUGUGAACAGAAAGGCGUGUAAUAAAGUGGCACCCCACCGCAUCCGAAUCGGCUGAAAAUAG